AUGGAGGAGAACAACAGGACGUCCACCACGAGAACUGACGAGCAUGGUGACCUUGGCCUCCCACACUCCCACCAGCCCGGGGAGCUUCAAAAUAUGUUGAAUGGGGGAGAGUAUGCCCCUUUCACAUCUCCUCCCAUGUUAGAGAGCAACUUUAUCCAGGUCAACAGGAGAGGUGAAUCCAUUUACCUUCAUAACCGAGCCAACUGGGUGACCGUAGGCAUUUGUUCUUCCACUCACACCCAGAAGAUCCCCAACGUGAUGUUGCUGGCACACCUGACACCCACCACCCAGAAAGAUGCAGAACCCGUGUUUGAAAGUCUCCUGACAUCUCCCACAGAGAAACUCGUGCUCACCAGGUUUCUCCCUCUGCAGUUUGUGACGCUCUCUGUGCACGAUGCUAAGAAUAUGCGCCUUAAAGUAAAGCUAGUGAGCGGUCGAGCCUACUACCUACAGCUCUGCGCCCCUGCAUAUAAACAGGAAACCUUAUUUUGUCAAUGGGUGGAACUCAUUGACCUCUUGAAUCAGGAGAAAAACAAAAUUUCCAAAGUGUCAGAAGUCUCAAGCCUCUCAGAAAUCACAACUAGCACAGAAAUCACUGGCUCGGUGGACAUAAUGGACAUUGCAGCAUUCACAGCUUUGCAGACUCCGUAUGCGUAUCCAGGCCCAGACACUACAUGUGCUACAGAGAGUGUGGAUUUCUCCGAAUUCACAGAUGUCACUGAUGUCACCGACGUCACUGACAUUCCAGAAAAUGACAUUACAGAGAUCCCAGAUGUAAGAAUUGUCACCGAAGUCACAGAGGUUGCAGACAUCCCUGAUGACAUAAACCGCUCAGAGGUGACAGUGGUGUUUGAAAAUGAUGAUAUACUGAGGGCCAAGGAAGAGGAAAAGGCAAGAGAUGAAAACAUUCUGAGGGCUCGGUGUCUACGGGAUAUGAAAACCAAGAAUGAACCCAAAGGAAUCUCCAAACAUGUCACCAUCUCAAACAUAACACUGACUUUUGAAGGUGGAAGAUGUUUUCAAACUACGCUGACUCCCGAAAAAACUGAGGCAAAUGUAUGUGAUGAGGUGGAUGACAAUACUGCUGAAGAAAAAGUUGGUUUCAAAAAUACAGCUCUCAAGGCAGAAGAAUCCAGGUAUGUGAGGGAGGAAAAUGCCUGA
Orycteropus afer afer is the source of this 1161-nucleotide messenger RNA. It is a transcript of the gene GARIN2, whose product is annotated as family with sequence similarity 71 member D. The transcript is spliced from 4 exons. The record is from RefSeq and is a predicted model, not a curated record. Gene Ontology annotation, cellular component: nucleus. NCBI's taxonomy places the organism in Eukaryota, Metazoa, Chordata, Mammalia, Tubulidentata, Orycteropodidae. Bases 1 to 1161 code for a protein of 386 amino acids.